AUGGCUUCCAAAUACGCCUUCGCCCAGUCCCUCAAGGAGGUUCGCUUCCUCUUCUGCCAGACCUCUGAGCAAAGCGCGGCCGUCCGGUUAGCCCAACCCUCUCGCUACGCAGCUGGCACAUCCUUCAUAAACCGCGCGUAUCCCACGAUGAAGAAGAACAACCCCACCAUUCCCAUCCUCGUUCGCGAGGCCCAGGGUACUAUCCCCAAGGUUUACGCCCGAUACGAUUUCGGUACUGAAAAGUCACAAUCUCUGGAAGGUCUUUCGGAUAAACAGGUCGAGGAUGCAGUGGCAGGAUUAGUCAAGGAAGGACCAUGA
Clonostachys byssicola is the source of this 318-nucleotide messenger RNA. The record is from the annotation of a GenBank genome assembly. NCBI's taxonomy places the organism in Eukaryota, Fungi, Ascomycota, Sordariomycetes, Hypocreales, Bionectriaceae.